Drosophila takahashii is the source of this 853-nucleotide messenger RNA. It is a transcript of the gene UQCR-11L, whose product is annotated as Ubiquinol-cytochrome c reductase 11 kDa subunit-like. Gene Ontology annotation, biological process: mitochondrial electron transport, ubiquinol to cytochrome c. NCBI's taxonomy places the organism in Eukaryota, Metazoa, Arthropoda, Insecta, Diptera, Drosophilidae. The record is from RefSeq and is a predicted model, not a curated record.
CUACUUAGCUACAAUCGCAUGCUUUAGUUUCGUAUAUAUAUAUUUCUUUUCAAAACUGCACCCUUGCUUAUCAGCUUGAUUUAGUUUUUUCCACAUUUAAUUUCCUAUACCAGGUGCCCCUAGUUUCAUUUCUUUUUCCUAUCAAUGUGCAUGACGACUUUUGAUUUAUUGACCAGGUCCACUUUUUCCACUAUCUCUUUGUCUUUAUCAGAGAUUCGCUUUAUUAUACGACAAUUACCCCAAGCGAUGUUCUUGCUUUCGCUUUGCUUUGUUAUUCCGCGAAUAUUAGGAAUAAUUGCACUGAUUGUCAGGCCAUAUAGACAACGCAGGUGGUCCUGAUAAGGGAAUCGCGCAGGGGAAACAAUGGAUGUGCUUGUUAGAUGUUAAAAAACAGGAAGAUGUUAUAUAGUUAGCAAAGUUAGUGUUAGCUGUCAGUCGAAAACUGAUAGAAGCAAUUCUAAAUAAGAGUUAACUGGAAACAAUUCUCGGAAAAUAAAUUCGUCAUUUUUUUUUAAACUUUAAAUAUGGCAUUUAAGAGCUGGUUUUCGCUGCCUGUCAUUAAAGCCGGUGACGACGAAGAGGAAUUAGUUGAUCCGCAAGCAGCCCUUAGGGAGAAAUGCCAGAAAAAGGGUCAUAUCGACUCCUUAUACAAGAAGUAUCAAGAGUGCAAUGAUCGUGUAAAUGCCAAGUCCAAAACAACUGAAACUUGCAUGGAGGAACUGUUUGACUUCGUUGGUGAAUUGGACCAUUGCGUUGCUCACAGUCUUUUCAAAAAACUCAAGUAACGAAAAAUUCAAGGAUAAUUAUCAAAGCAUGCACAGUAUUAAAAUAAAAUUGGCAAUUAAAUAAACGA